This is a messenger RNA of Colletotrichum spaethianum, 5415 nucleotides long. RefSeq names its product highly reducing polyketide synthase fum1. Gene Ontology annotation, biological process: fatty acid biosynthetic process; secondary metabolite biosynthetic process. Gene Ontology annotation, molecular function: fatty acid synthase activity. Lineage: Eukaryota; Fungi; Ascomycota; Sordariomycetes; Glomerellales; Glomerellaceae. The coding region runs from base 1 to 5415 and encodes 1804 amino acids. The record is from RefSeq and is a predicted model, not a curated record. The transcript is spliced from 2 exons.
AUGGCGCCUUAUAUGGAUUCUUUCACAGAGAAUGAUAACGGCCAACCCAGGUUGACGGCCAGCGCGACGGUUGGGACAGAGCCCAUCGCUGUUUGCGGCAUGGCGUUGAGGCUCCCCGGCGGAAUCUCGACUCCAGAGCAAUUCUGGCAGUUUCUUAUUGACAAAAGAGAUGCACGUGGUCCCAUACCUGAAACGAGAUUCAAUGCAUCAAGCUAUUACUCUGAGUCCGCCAAGCCCGGACACAUCAAGACGCGGUACGGCUACUUCCUAGACGAAUCCGUUGAUCUUGCAGCUCUCGAUACGACGUUCUUCAGGAUGCCCAAGAACGAGGUUGAACGUGCCGACCCUCAGCAGAGAUUGCUCCUGGAGUUGACUCGGGAGUGCCUCGAAAGCGCCGGUGAGACGGAGUAUCGCGGUAAGACCAUUGGAACAUUCGUAGGAUGUUUCGGCGAGGACUGGCUUGAGACUUUGACCAAAGAUAAUGAGGUUGUUGGUCAGUACAAAAUCACUGGUUACGGCGAUUUCAUGCUCUCCAACCGAUUAGCCUACGAAUAUGAUCUCAAAGGCCCCAGUAUGACUAUCAGAACGGGUUGUUCAUCGGCAUUGAUAGGCCUCCACGAAGCGUGCAUGUCAAUUCACCACGGACAGUGCAGUGCUGCUAUUGUUGCUGGCUCGAACCUCAUCAUGGCACCAGGCCUAUACGUCAGCAUGUCGGAGCAGGGUGUGCUGUCUCCGAAUGGCUCUUGCCGAACGUUCGACGCGGGCGCUGACGGGUAUGCUCGUGGCGAAGCUGUGAACGCCGUCUACGUCAAGCGUCUGAGUGAGGCGAUCCGAGACGGAAACCCUAUUCGUGCUGUGAUCAGGGGAAUCUCGAGUAAUGCGGAUGGCAAAACGCCGAGCUUGACGAUACCAAGCUUCGAGAGCCACGAGGCCAUGAUACGACAGGCCUACAAUAUGGCAGCAAUCAGUGGACAACAUAUUGCCGAAACUGGCUUUGUAGAGUGUCAUGGAACGGGCACUGCCGCUGGGGACCCAAUAGAAACUACGGCAAUUUCGAAGGUUUUUGGGGACGCAGGAGUCUACAUCGGUUCAUGCAAACCGAACAUUGGUCACUCGGAAGGCGCAUCAGGCAUCACGUCGCUUAUCAAGUCGAUACUGGCUCUAGAGCAUCGAACAAUUCCGCCAAACAUCAAGUUCGACAAGCCCAAUCCCAAGAUUCCUUUUGAGGAGAAGAAACUCAAAGUGCCUGUCGCGCCAACACCAUGGCCAGAAGACCGGUCGGAAAGAGUUUCGGUCAACUCGUUUGGAAUUGGUGGCGCCAAUGCGCAUGUUGUGAUCGAGUCAGCAGCCAGCUUUCUUGGCCGCCCCGAGAGCUCGUCUAUCAUGGAACUAUCGGCUUUUCCUUUGAGAAAGGCGCAUCUUAUGGUCUACUCCGCCAACACAGCCGACUCUCUGAGACGCCAAGUUGUCAACAACCAGAAAUACAUUAGCGAACACCCUGAUUCCCUCGAUGAUGUUAGCUAUACAUUGGCAUCUCGGCGCAGUCACCUGCCACACCGAGCAUUCUCGGUGAUGCAAGACGGCAUCGAUCUGAGCACAUCACCAUUCGGUAAAGCACCCAAUAUAUCAGCAGAUCUCGCGCUAGUCUUCACCGGCCAAGGUGCACAAUGGCCCCAGAUGGGUGCUGAGUUGCUCAAAGCCAACAAGGUGUUUGCUCAGUCUAUACGGAAGAUGGACAAGGUCUUGAGUUCGCUCCCUGACGGACCAACUUGGACUUUGGCUGAAGAAAUUCUCAAGCCUACAGAGACGAGCGGUCUGCACCAUGCCUAUCUAUCUCAGCCAGUAUGUACUGCAGUGCAAAUUGGUUUGGUGGAUGCGCUUAGAGAAACAGCAGGUAUCAAGCCUUUCGGCGUCGUCGGUCACUCUUCUGGAGAGAUGGCCGCUGCUUAUAUCUCUGGAAGGCUUACGGCCCAUGAGGCCAUUGUGGCUGCAUACUAUCGCGGUAUAGUUUCUUCGGAGGUUGUUAAGCCCGGAGCAAUGGCUGCAAUCGGCAUGGGUCGAGCUGAAACCCUGCCAUUUCUGAAAUAUGGUGUUGUUAUUGCCUGCGCGAACUCGCCUUCGAGCGUUACGAUAUCUGGGGAUGCAGAUCUUGUCGAAGGCAUCCUCUCACAAAUUCGAAAGUCAAAACCGGAAGUUCUCGCCCGCCGACUCAAGGUUGAGAAGGCAUAUCAUUCCUAUCACAUGCAAGAAGUGGGGGAUCGCUACCUUUCUUUAACGUCCCCUUACAUCGAUAGUCUUAAGAUUCUUGACUCUUCUGGGCCAAGCAUGUUCUCUUCCGUUACCGGCAGCAAGCUACCAAUGGAGACGCCUACGGACGCUGAAUACUGGAGAGCAAACCUCGAGUCGCCAGUGCUAUUCGACGCGGCAGUUGCCGCCUUGAUAUCGGACCACAAGAGUCAAAACAAGAAUCCAUUGGUGUUCCUUGAAGUUGGGCCACAUUCUGCAUUGGCCGGACCGUUGCGGCAGAUUCUCGCACAGGAGGGCAUUAACAUGUCAUAUGCCUCUUGUCUCAUUCGGUCAAAGAACUCUACCGAGUCUUUCAUGACAGCAAUUGGUCAUCUUUGGCAACAAGGAGUCAAGGUUAACUUUGACCGUCUCACGAACCCCAACGACACUGCUCGCGUUGUUCCAGAUCUGCCCGCAUACCCUUGGCAACAUGAUCACUCAAUCUUGUUCUCAAGUCGCAUCUCUGACGAGUGGCGGUUCCGCAAAUUUGCAAAACAUGAGAUACUCGGCGUCCGUGUUGCGGAAAGCAGUGAAAACGAACCGAUCUUUCGAAACAUGUUGGCGUUAGAUCAAGUCCCAUGGAUCCGUGAUCACAACAUCAAAGGCGAUGUCAUCUUCCCCUGCGCAGGCUACGUUGGCAUGGCAGGUGAGGCUGCGAGACAGCUCUGCAGUGGGACUUUUGCAGGGUUUGCCAUGCGCAAUGUUGUCAUUGAUAUGGCCAUGGUCCUAGCUAAGAACAAGCACACAGAGAUCAUCACCAGCCUUCGGAGAGAGAGACUGACAGACAGUCUCGACAGUCCAUGGUGGGAGUUCACUAUUACCUCUCAUAACGGCUCAGCUUGGUCAAAGCACUGCAGCGGACAGGUCCGGUCUCUGGAAAGUAACAGCCAAAACACGAAAGGUGCCAUGUCUAAGCUGCCUCGUUUGGUCGGAUCGACGAAGUGGUAUCUAGCACUUCGUAAUGUCGGUGCCAACUACGGCCCAUACUUUCAGGGGUUGGCAAACGUUACUUGCUCUCCAACUGGUCACCAUUCCAGUGGCACGGCAACACAGACAAUCCAAAACGGCUCUUACUAUUCGGUUCAUCCUACUAAACUUGACUUUUUCCUUCAGCUUUUCAGCGUCGCUGCUAUGAAAGGGGUCGGGCAUAAGCUCAACAAGAUGAAUGUUCCAACCUUCAUUGAAGCAUUAGAGAUCUAUAAUUGUGAAUCUCAGAUACAGAUGGAGGUUCGAGCAAAUCAAACGCCGCGUGGGUUACUUUAUGGAGGUGGUCAUGGAGUUGGUGACGAAGGUUCAGUUGCCCUUACUGUCAAGGGGGUGAAGCUGAGUCCCCUCGAGAAUGACUCUGAGGAUGAUGCGGAUCCUCAUGCUGGGGCGCGCGUCUUCUGGCAGCCAGAUGCCGACUUCUUGAAGAUGUCAGAUCUCAUAAAGCCGCACCCAGGACAGAAAAACCUCCAGUCCACUCGUGAUUUCACCUCGGCCUGCAUCAAGAAGGCUCUGCAAAACUUGGAAGGAGUCGAAACUACGCAUCCACAUCUUACAAAAUUCCACGAUUGGCUGAAGAGGCAAGAGCUUCCAAACGACAUCGCUGAUUCCGAAUCUAAUUUUGCAGACGGUGCACGGAUGGAUCCGUUCUCAUCUUUUGCGGUCGCGAUGAGGAUCGUGCUUGACAACAUUGUUCCGGUCUUUCGAGGGGAGACUGAGCCUCUCGAAGUGCUCAUGCCGAACAAUGUACUGACCAAUGUUUAUAACUCGUUGAACAUCACUGACAGAGAGCCACUGUUCCGGUUACUCGGCCAUUCAAAACCUAACCUUCGAGUUCUGGAGAUCGGGGCGGGUACAGGCGGAACUACAAACAAGGUUUUGGGUUGGUUGCGUGGCCCAACAGGCGCAUCGUUGUACUCAGAGUACACUUACACGGAUAUUUCAGCUGGAUUCUUCGCUACAGCAAAGGAGCGUUUCGAAUUGAACCCCAACAUGUCUUUCAAGGCACUCGAUAUCUCUAAGGACCCUAUUCAGCAAGGAUUUGAGGCUGAAUCAUACGACCUUGUCGUUGCCGCUAACGUCCUUCAUGCUACUCCAAGUCUCAAAGAAACGCUCAGUAACGUCCGGAGGCUUUUGAAUUCGGAAGGAAGGCUCUACAUGGAAGAACUCUCCUAUAACACUCUCCCUUUGAACUUCAUUAUGGGGGUGCUUCCUGGGUGGUGGCUGGGGGCGGAUGAUGGGAGAUCAGACCAGCCACACGUAUCAACCGAGAGAUGGGAUGUGGAACUGAGACAAGCUGGCUUUGACGGCCUUGACGAUCUUGUGUUUGACUCUGAGCGGCCGAACAACUUGCUCGCUUUUAUGACAGCAAGGCCCUCCCGAAGCAUUUCGCGCCCAAGAAACGUUACGAUUUUGCAUGAUUCAGAAUCAGUGGAUCUCGCGACGGGGGUUCAAGAUGCUCUAUCGCAGGCUGAGCUCAAGAAUGCGAUCCUACACGAUAUCUCGAAGGGCUCGCCUCCCGUAAUGGAAGAACUUAUUUCUGUUGUUGAUCUACAAGCUCCCUUCUUUGAGAACAUCAGCGAGGACACUUUCUCUAUCUUCCGUUCGAUUGUAACCGAAGCAUCGAAAGAGCGAGCUGGGAUCUUCUGGCUUACUAGAUCCUCGCAGCUCAGGUGCUCAGAUCCAAGAUGGGGAGAGUCGAUCGGCGCAGCAAGAUCUAUCCGGAGCGAACUGAGUCUCGACUUUGCAACAUGCGAGGUUGAUCAGAUAAACCCUGCCUCAAUGGCUACGAUAGCGAGCGUCUUCAAGAAAUUCCAACGGCGUCACGACGAUGAGACCACCUCGCCUGAGUACGAAUACAAUAUCACCGACGGAACCGUGUAUGUCUCACGACUGUACCCCGUCAGUGUCAGUGGCGAAUUACAUAGCCACAAAGAGGUUACCGAUGAGAUUUACUAUGAUCUACAAAUCGGCAGGUAUGGCCGCUUGAGCACACUCACCUGGGCUCCAAAAGAGUCACAAAUUCUGCAAGGCGAUGAAGUGAUUGUGGAAGCAAAGGCGGUUGGAAUGAACUUCAAGGUCAGUUGCCCACCUUUCCAACACGACUAUUAUGGAUUCAAACUCACGAGUCGAAGGAUGUUCUGA